AUGGCGCCACCUCCAUACUUUGGGCACUGGCCCGUGUCGGUCAGGUUCAGCAAGUGGCUGGAAUGGGCAAAGUCCCAGAAGCUGCCCUCAUUCAAAGACUACCCGAGCCUGUCCGAAAAAGUCGAUCGCCAGCUAGACCAAGUCUACUGGAAGUUUGAAAGGCAGCUGCCUGCCCCCAGGGACCAGGCAUGCUGGGAGCGUCUCCUCCGGGGCAGAGGGUCUGAUCGUGGCUUGAAGGCCUUUGGUGAACCCAAUGUUGUCGAUUGCGAAGUGGCACGGAUCGUCAACAAUGGUUGUGUGCACGAAUUCCUUGUUGUGAUUAUGGAGAAGAUGGGCUGGGAUGCGGCCAAAUGUUGCGACCCGUCGCUUUCGAUCGAUCAGAAGAGAUCUCGGCCUCCCAAAGGACCUCGUCAGAGGAACAAUGCGGACGAGCGCAUGGAAGACGACCCGCCUCCCAGGCGGACUACUCCUGACACGCCACUCAACUACGCGGCUGUUUCGGAGCUUAUGCUUGAGCAAAAGGCCCUCAAGGAGAAGAGUGCGGCGGCGGCUGCUGCUACUUCUUCCAGUGUUGUAGCUCGCUCAGCAGGAACUGGACGCGGGUCGAAUGGAACAGCUAGCUCCUUCUCUUUUGGAGGCCACAAACCCGAGCCAAAGAUGUCGAUAAAAAGUCCUGCGGUGAACGAGGCCGUUCGCCUGAAAUCGAACGAGCGGCCUUCGUUGAGAGAAGAAUCAGACAUUUCUGGAGGAACCGUGGCCCAGUCGACCCUUCAUGGUAUGUUUGACAAACUAGUUGAGGUAAUGCUCGACGAUCCAAGCACAGUGGUUAUUAAAGGCAAUGGGUCUCUUUCUGGACAAAGACAAACUGGUGGCAGCGUCCAACGAGAAAGCGGUAUAGCCGCAACGAGGCCAAAUUCGAUGUCAGUUAUCAGCACAACUCCGAUAGGAGGGAUGUUCGGGUCUCAACCCCCCGUCUCAAAGCAGCCACCUGCGAAAGUGCCCGUCAGGACCGGAGGAGCUUUGGAGCGACAAGCUCAACGACAACUAAGUGGUCUCUUGAAUGGCUCUCUUCCCUCGUAUCCCGCGUCGGUUGGAAGGACGAGUGACGAAGAAAGCUCCAGAUUGUUGACGCUAUCGACCCCGGCGCCGCAUGCCUCCUCCAGCAAUGCUCAACAACGCAAUAGCGCGGCAGCCAAGACAGCGUCUCAAGUGCAGAGACCUGUGGCUGUCCUGCCGGCAGAACAUAAGAUGGAUAGCCAGACGGUCACUGCCUCUACUCAGGGGCACACGACGCAAGUCGAGAGCCUCACGGCUGAGAUGACCAAGAAACUCGAGGCGACCAUCAAUCAGCAUCUGUUAGAGGCGAUUCGAGGGGUCUACCGCAGCGUCCCCAAGUUACUGGAGCAAAAGAUUCGAGACUUGUUGGACGGCACAGAGUACCGCUCUAUAAGAUUCGCUGUUCUCCGGGAGAUUGAAAUAGAGACCACAAAGACUGUGAGAGAGGCUGUCAUGUCCAAGAUGAAAGCCAUGGAGGAGAUCAUUAAGGACACUAAACAUCCUGAAAAGAUGAAGCCAUCAGGGAACACCAAGCGCAAGGCUGACGAGAUAGACGCAGAAGGAGGUGACCAAACUCAACAGGCUGCGAAGCGACAUCGGAGCGAUGGCGACGGUGGUGGAUGGACCAUAUGA
Colletotrichum orchidophilum is the source of this 1689-nucleotide messenger RNA. RefSeq lists its product as uncharacterized. Lineage: Eukaryota; Fungi; Ascomycota; Sordariomycetes; Glomerellales; Glomerellaceae. The transcript has a single exon. The record is from RefSeq and is a predicted model, not a curated record. Bases 1 to 1689 code for a protein of 562 amino acids.